UAUUCUAUGAAGAUUCUUCAAAACUGUCUAUCUAUGCCCCUAUGCUUAAUGAGUUGUGAAUAAAGGCGUCUAUAAUUUUGAUUUAUUAGUGGAGGAUUGUGUUUUAAGAAUUAAAAUGUGUGUUUCAAUUCCCCAUUUCGAUCAUAUUCAAAGGAUGAUUUCAUACUAUAACACACAAAGUUUCGUUUUUUGUUUGUAAAUACAUAUUGGACAUCUGAACAUAAUGGCCGAACAAAGUGUUAAUUUCGAGGAAAAUAACAUAAUGUCCUUUUUAAAUACUGACCAUAAUCCUGAGGAAACGGUCCCUAAUUCCGGUAACGAAGUGAAUCUCGGUUUAGAAGCGAGCAAUAAUCUAAGUGAUAUAAUAAAUGAUGAUCAAGUGAUGGAUGAACAUCCAGAUCAUAACAUACUUUCCACAGAUAGUGAUCAGGAUCAGUUGAAUAAGGAAUCAAUUGAAACUAGUAGUAUUCCUGUUAAUGAGUCUGGUCCUGAAGUUGAGAGCCCUACAACUGGUGAAACUUUUACUUUCAAGUGUGUGUUUUGUGAACAGAUUUUAACUUUUUCGGAUGGACCGAAGUUGCUAGAGUGUCUUCAUAAUUCUUGUUCUAAUUGUAUCACCAGCAAACUGUAUGAUCAAAGCAUAGGAGUUUCUGCAAAAGGUGCAAUUGAAUGUCCUAUUUGUAACCUGCCAUCUGGCCCAGAUAAAAUAAUAGAAAAUCAAUUUUUGUUGGAAGCGUCUAAUACAGACGAUGCUGCAAAUUCAGCUGCUUCCAAAGCAGCUGAUUUGAAAUGUAGUAGCUGCUCUGAAGAUAUUAUUGCUACUAGUUGGUGUGUAGAUUGUGCUGAGUUCAUUUGUGAUAGCUGUGUUCAGGCACACCAGCGGUUGAAAAUCACAAAAGAUCAUACUAUAAAACCAAAAGAUGAAGGAAUGAUGGAAGUUAAUAAUAUAUCCAGUGGAAUGGGGGUUAAUCUAUUUUGUGAAGUGCAUCCACAUGAGAAAUUGUCUCUGUUUUGUGAGAACUGCGAUAAAUUAACAUGUCGAGAUUGUCAGUUGAUUGAACACAGGGAACACAAAUACAAAUUCACCAAUGAAAUUGCCUCAGAAGCUAGGAAAUACAUAUCAGAUAUGCUGAAGGAUGUUGGUUAUAAAAGAGUUCUUUUAUCGAGUGCUAUGAAGGUCAUUGAUGACAGACAAACUUUGAUAGUGGAGAAAAAACAAGCUUUAGUGAAAGAAAUAACACAGUUAGUUGUAAAGCUAACAAACACAAUCAAUGUGAGAGGAAAACAGCUGGUAUCAAAACUCAGUGACGUUUGCGAGUCAAAACAAAAAACCCUGAAUGAAAAAAAACAAGCCCUAGAACAAUUAUCCAAAAUGACUGAUUAUUGUAUCCUUUUCACCCAACAUGCUUUAGAAAAAGGAAGUGACUUGGCAUUGUUAUAUAGUAAAAAACAAGUAACAGAGCACUUGAAAAGAAUAAAAUGUAGAAGGGCUGAUAUCCCCAAUCCAGAAAUUCCUGUACGCAUACAUUUAGCUCUAGACAAAGUACCAGAAUUAGUCAAAGGGCUGACUUCAGUUAUGUCGACAAUAGGGCAGAUUGUUGUUGAUGGACGAAUAUACCCACCUCCAGAGCAACAAAUGUCCAUUCAACAGAAUCAAAUGAAUAUGAUCUCCCCAAUUGGGUCACAAAGUCCAGGACAUAGCAGACCACCGCAGCAGCAGUCCCCCAUUGGUCAAAUUGUACCACAGAAUUCCCACGGUAAUUUCCAGGCUAACAAGCCACCACCUUACAGGGCCCCAUUCAAUAAUAAUCAACAAUUUUCCCAUCAAAACAUCUCCCCAAAUAUGGCCCAACAGAAUCAGACCAUUCAGCAAGCAUUAUCGCCGAAUUUGCAACAUAAUAAUCAGAGUAACAUGGGCAUACAUCGUAUUCAAAAUAUGGGUCCACCAGCCAUGGUUCCAAUGUCAUCCCAGGGAAUUCUUGCUCAGCAGCUAAAUAACAUUGGUAUAAUUAACAGAAUGCAGAGACCGCAGAUGCAAAGACCCAUGUUAGGCAGAGGAACCAACAAUUCUCUUGGAUUGACUCAUCAACAACAGAUGAGCACAAAACUUAAUUUUCAGGUUUCCUCUUCUACUCAUCCACAGGGUCUUUUACACGAUCGUAGUGCGUUGAGGGGGCUUUUACAACACAACUCGAAUCCGGUUUAUGUCCAAACUGGUCCAUCCCAGUACCAAGCUAUACAACCAGGCCCUCAUUUGGCUCAGUUCCACGCUAGGUUUUCUGGACAGGGGCAACAAAAUCAAGGUGCAGCACAGGUGCAGGUCUUUAGGCAGCAGAGUCCGAACAAUCUAAUGAUGCAAGCUAAUAACCAGAAUAGACAUUUCCAACAUUUACAGCAGGCACAAUCGCAAAUGCAAAGAAUAAACUUCCCUGCUCAAGGUGCUAAAUGGCACAUACCCCAACAAUGCAGUUCUGAAACAAGUCCUGGUGGUAAUAGGAAUAUGUCUCUACCCGCGAUAAACGACAAUUUCAAAAUCACACUAAAACAGCAAAAUCACACCGAUAGCAAUAAAAACCCAGCAACUGUCACAUCUACAAUUCCAAAAACUCCCAGUCCCAAUCACAUCCAAGGAAGGAGCGACACUGAGAGGAAUUUGGAUAAAUGUUGUGAAGAUUCUGUAAACGACUUGAUGGCUACAAUCGCGAAACUCGACUCUAAUGGGGUUCAAGUGUUGGCAGAGGGAAGACAGAAAUCUGGAGGAUCCCCACAUGUUGAUAGCUCAACAGGCGAUGCUGCCCCUCUGUGCAAAGUGAAACCAGAAUGUCUAGAUACUGGUAAAGAUGAUCCAAAUGAAGAUUGGUGUGCUGUAUGCAUGGACGGAGGAGAGCUAGUUUGCUGUGACAAAUGCCCAAAAGUUUUCCACCAAUAUUGUCAUAUUCCUAAUUUGAGUGUAGAGGAGACAGGAGACACCUGGCAAUGUCUCUUAUGUAUGAACUUUGCCGAUAUUCCAGAAACUGAAAAGAAAGAUGGAGAAUUAUCCUUGAAGGAGAGGAAGAAGGCAGAAAGGCUAGUGCUGGAAUUAUAUUGUCAAUACGAUCCUAGUUUACCAUUCAGGGAGGUUAUCGGCCCAGAUAACAUUGAUUAUCAUGCUAUCAUAAAAACCCCAAUGGCUUUAGAUAAUAUCAGGCAGAAGCUCAAAUGGGAUUCUGAAGAGAGAUACAGGUCACUAGAAGAUUUGGUUCGGGACGUCAGGCUCAUGUUCCGGAAUGCUUAUAAUUACAAUUCUGCUGACUCAUUGGUUUAUCAGGAUGCAAAAACACUAGAGAAGUUCUUUGAUGAACAACUGGAAAAAUUCCUACCAGAAUACGCUUAUGAAAAUUUUGAGGAUGAUGCCGGUGCUCCUCCUAUUAAGAAAGUCCGGAGAGCAGUGAAUGACUGACAAAUAGUUCAUGGUGUAAAUGAUAUAACUUAUUUCUCAUUAUAGUUGGACAAUUAUUUUUCUGGAUCAUUCAGAAUGGUUUAAGAGGGUUUGUAAAAAUUAUACAUAUAUAGAUAUAUAUAUUAUAUACAUAUUUAAAUAUUGUUAGUGAUGGAUACUUUAAAUAUAAGAAAUAUUGGUUAUUCAAUUUGAAUGUAACCAUUGACUAUUGAAUCUUUCAUUUUCAAUUUGAAUGUUUGAUACAGACAGAUAUAUUGUAGUGACUCCUUUUUACUUGUUAUAUUCAUCUGUUAGGUGAUCUUAUCAAUUGUUUUCCUACUUCGAAUCUUUAUGUUAUCAUCGCUUAUUAUAUACUCGAUUAAUAGUUA
Molecule: messenger RNA, 3807 nt
Organism: Coccinella septempunctata (seven-spotted ladybird)
Lineage: Eukaryota; Metazoa; Arthropoda; Insecta; Coleoptera; Coccinellidae
Product: transcription intermediary factor 1-alpha-like
Exons: 13
Coding region: 224-3439 (1071 amino acids)
Biological process (GO): positive regulation of DNA-templated transcription
Cellular component (GO): chromatin; nucleoplasm
Molecular function (GO): ubiquitin-protein transferase activity; protein binding; zinc ion binding
Source: RefSeq, a predicted model, not a curated record